This is a messenger RNA of Hepatospora eriocheir, 417 nucleotides long. The record is from the annotation of a GenBank genome assembly. Lineage: Eukaryota; Fungi; Microsporidia; Hepatosporidae.
AUGAAUGAUUUUAUUUCAAAGGUUCAUGAAUUACUAGUUUAUCCAGGUACGUCUAGACUCUAUAAUACUAUAAAAAACUAUUAUUUUGGAAUCAAUCUUAAAUCACAAAUUGAAGAAUUUACAAAAGGAUGUAUUAAAUGUCAAUCUUCUAAAGACUACGUACGUGAGAAUAAGUUCUUUUAUCAUUUAAGUAAAGAUAAUUUUAAUGAACUAAUUGAUACUGAUCUAGUAGGUCCAUAUACCCUUUCUGAAUUUAAAGAUGGUGAAGGCAAAGUUUAUAUAUUAACAAUAAUUGACAUGCAUUCAAGAUUAGUAAAUUUACAUAUAUUAAAAAAUAUUACUUCAGACAAUGUAGCUAAAGCUAUUGAAAGUUGGUUAAUCAAAUAUGGUCAGCCAAAAGCUCUGCUCUCUGAUUAG